Molecule: messenger RNA, 5555 nt
Organism: Cinclus cinclus
Lineage: Eukaryota; Metazoa; Chordata; Aves; Passeriformes; Cinclidae
Gene: YPEL2
Product: yippee like 2
Exons: 5
Coding region: 384-743 (119 amino acids)
Source: RefSeq, a predicted model, not a curated record
CGGUGGGAGAUGCGGGCUGGGCGAGCGGCGGCCUUUGUGUUCGCGGCCGGGCGAGGGGACGGAGGCGGUGGGCAACAGGUCCGGCCGGGAGGGGUUCGGUGCCACCGACCCGGGGAUCAGCAAGGAAACACCGCCGAUCGGGAGGAGCGGAGCUGGUCCUGCCUCACCGCUCAUCUGGCCCCGAAGGUUUCUACGAAAUCCCCUUCUUCCUCUGCCCAAAUCUCUUCCUCUGGAGCAUCACCAGCGUGUGGAGCCUGCCCCACACACCCAUCCCCUGCCAAACCACGGCCUUUACCUGCGUGUUCCGGUGUUUCCCGUGCGACCCGUCCUGCGGGAGCGCCUCCUGGGCCACCCCGGAGUUCAGCCAGCACUCAGUGGCUCCAAUGGUGAAGAUGACAAGGUCCAAGACUUUCCAGGCAUAUCUGCCUUCGUGCCACAGGACCUACAGCUGCAUUCACUGCAGGGCUCACCUGGCCAACCACGAUGAGCUCAUUUCCAAGUCUUUCCAGGGCAGCCAAGGACGAGCAUACCUCUUCAACUCCGUAGUUAACGUGGGCUGUGGCCCUGCAGAGGAGCGGGUGUUAUUAACAGGACUGCACGCCGUGGCAGAUAUUUACUGUGAAAACUGCAAAACCACGCUGGGCUGGAAAUAUGAACACGCUUUUGAAAGCAGCCAGAAGUAUAAAGAAGGCAAAUACAUCAUUGAACUAGCUCACAUGAUCAAGGAUAAUGGCUGGGAUUGAGUGGGAAGAGCCCAGCCUAGCAGCGUGUACGAGAUGCCAUCCAACCGAACAUUUAUCCAAGAGUGAGAGAGUGACUGAACGCUUGGUUCCAUGCAUUUAGAGGCUCUGCAACCCGGGAGCAUCUUCACACCCUUCUCCAUCUUUAUUGGUGACUGGCCUCUAAAUUUCUGUCUCUCUGUCUCUUUGCUUUGUAUCUGUUUGUGAGUUGACCCUGGCUGCUUCUCUCUCUGUUCUGGCGUUGGCUCAGAGAAUGCACCGAACGCCCAACAGCCAUUCCAUGUGCCCAGUGCUCGACCCAGCCUGACCUGGGCUCUCCUGGCACCUCCCCAGGUGCCCGAGGUUUGGGCAGGAGAAGGUGGGAGAGGGGUGGGGGAGUGAGGGAACCAUCAGAAGGUGAUGCUGUGCUUCUCCUUUCAGUCCUGGUUAAGCGAGGCUUGAAACCAUCUCCUUGUCUAAAUGGACAGAGAAAUAUCUACUUGUCUAAAAAGGACAGAGAAAUAAUCUACUUGUCUAAAUGGAUAGAGAAAUAUCUACUUGUUUAAAUGGAUAGAGAAAUACCUACUUGUCUAAAAAGGACAGAGAAAUAUCUCCUUGUCUAAAAGGACAGAAAUUACCUCACGGCUGCGUUUUCUCUCUGAAUCUCGAAUCCAUCAGCUGAGCCCCAGGCAGAACCAGUCCCCCCCACAAUCUGUAUUUUGUUUGCUGUUUAUGAACUCGUUGUGUGAGGGGGCAGGACCUGGAGGCUGGAGAGAUGGCCUGCCUCUCCUGUUUCUUGCUGGUUCAGGGUAGGGAGACUGAACAUCCCAGUGGAGCACAGCUGUGGGGAGCAUCCUCACAGAUGGAGAAACCAAAUCCUGACUCUUGAGCCCUUCAGAGAGGAUGAGAGAACCACUUCAGGCACAAGGAGGCUGGAGUUGCAGCUUAGGAAAUGUGGUGGGGUGAAAAAAGGCACGUAUGAGGCAAGGGAGAGGAAAUUCUGUAGAGGAGGAGGAUGGGGACAAACAGUUCCAGAGGGUACCCCUGGAUUUCCUGACCUCCCCUGAGCACCCUUGGCAGUGUCUCACCAAUCUUUCACAAGUGCAAGUAGGAAAAUGUUGUUUCAGAACCUUUUCCUUGAAUGCCAGGUUCCACUGGGGGAGCCUGGCACAGAAGUGGGGUGAGGAGGGAGCCGAGUUCUGGUGGUUGUGUUGCACAGGUGGAUAUUUCAAGUCCUGAGGUUUCCUCCCCUUUUCCCACUCCCAGAAGCCCGUUGAAGGCACGGGGAGAAUGGGAAAGAAAAAUAGAAAUUAAACAUCUUCCCACCACCCCUGGGAUGAUCUAUGCCUUGAGGGGUAGAUGUGGAUGUCAAAACUGCAAGGGACAAGGAGUCCUUCCCAUUUUAAUUUUUUCCAUGGGAAUUCCUGAGCACCUUCCUGAGGUGGAUGCUGGGGAAGGGGCGUCGUGUGUGAGAGGGGAGCUGUGUUAGGCCAGAAUAGCAACGAGGAGUUUGCUCUGCAGCAAUCCAGCCAGUAUCUGGUGCAGAACCCAGGACUAUGGAGCUGAGUUUGUUUUCUCUCUCCCCGAGUGAAUUUUUCUUUUUGUUGGCAGAAUCCUUUCGAGUAGGUUAAUCCACGGGGGGAAAUCUUUCUUAAUCCAGAAGGAAAGAGUGUUGUGCAGGGGGUGGUGACUCCUUAUGAAACAGAAGCUUUGGAGCUGUAAGCUGUUGUCACUGGCCCCCACCCCUGAGAGAUUCCAGGGGUCUGUGGAGGAAUCAUUUGUUGUUUUAUUGACAGGGAAUAUGAAUAGAGACUCUCCUUAAGGAUCAGGGUGGAAAUUUAGUGUUGGAUCCUUGUGCUGAAACCCAAACCUGAUGAAGCAAAGGUUGUUUUUUUUCUCUCUCAAAUCUCUGUUCUUGACAGCCUUGGAGAAAUGAGGUGGAGUUGUCCAGGCUCCUGCAGGGGAUGGAGUUUGUGACCUACCUGUCCAGAGGUGGCUUCUGCCCUCACCCUUCUGCUCUGGCUGUGUAACAAUUGCUUCAGCUUUUGUUUUGGAUUGUCUCUGCUUCCAUCAGCCACAUUCCCUCCAGUGACAAAUCCAGGAAAAAUCAAAAAUUCCACAGCACCUGCUGUCUUGUGGGCUCUGGCACUGCCCUGGUGCCACUUCCCUGUCCUUUCAUUGAGGAUCCAUGGCAAUUUACUGGGUUUUGACUAGUGGGAAGUAAUUCCUGUUCUUCAAAGAGCUCUUUAGUCUCCACAGAGCCUUUAAAGGAGCUGGGAGAGGUAAGGUCUCAUCCCAAAUCCUGUGAGGUUGAGAAGAGCACACAGGGCUCAUGGUUUGAUGUUGAUAUUUGCAGUGACUGCUGAUCAAAAAGAAUAUAAAAGGCAGGGCUGUGCAGAGAACUGCUCUGAGAAAUACCAACUCCAGAGAGCUGUCAGCUCUAAAUGUUUUUAUCCAUUCAUUUGGGACAAAAAAAGGACAAUGCCCCAUCAGACCUGGCUGGUUUUUACUGGCCACAAGUGUUGGGCUUUUAAUGGCAACCAGUCCAAACUUGAAUAGGGCGAGGUUUAAUCUGCUUUUAAUUGGUUUUGUCCCAUCAGUCUCUUGCUGAGAGCCUGGCCCCGAGCCCUGAUGGGAAGCCAAUGUGUGGCUGUGCCUGUCCCCAGCACCCAGAGAAUUCCCUGGGGAGUGGCUGUGAUGUCCUGCACAGGUGGAUGAGGAGGAAUGGCCUUGUGCAGCUCCUGUGUGUGUCCAGUGAACACGAAGAGUUGAUUUAGUUGGCUGCUGAUUCCCCUGGGAGCUGGCAGGAAUUUGGGAUCUGUGCUGGGGGAGCCACAGAGUGACACACUCAGAGAUAACCAAAGAACUUCCCUGCUGAGCUGAGCCAGCUGGGGCCCUUUCCCAGGAGAAAUGGAGAUGUGGCCCGUGGGAGCUGCUUUCCAUGGGCAGCAUCCUCAGGAAAACAUGGACAGCAGCGAGUUUUCCUCCUUUUUUUGCUGUCCAGCCUCGUGUCUGGGCAGCUGUGAGCACCCUUGAGUUUACAUCCCCCCCCACCCACCCCAAAGCUCAGACUUGAUCAAGUUUUAAAUUGUUUUUGCUUUGGUGGAUUGUCUUGGUGUGAAAUCCUGACCCCUGUAAGAAAUAUUCAGAUGCUAAUAUAUAAAAAGCAGAAAAAAAUAAACCCCCAGACGUUAUCUUGUGAAAUAUACUUUUGUAAAUAAUAUUUAAUUUUUUAAAAAGAAAUAAUAUAUUUGGUGCUGUUUUCUCAGAGCCCCUCCCUGAGAGCACUUUUUUUUUUUGUCGUCGUCGUUUAUGAUGAUCCUGUUUCCUUCUGUAUUUGUUGAAAAAUAUGUUUAAAGGGAAACAAAAAUCAUAAUUUACGUUGUCCUCUGAGGUGAAUCCGUGUUUCCUGUGGCUGUGGCAGGAGAGGGGACUCCCAGCUGGCAGAUUUGGGGGGAUAUUUGGGCUGGGAGGGGCUGCAGGCACUCAGAGGGUUCCAGUUCCCCUGUGCCUUUCCCUGGAGCCCAGGAACCCCCUGGAGUUCCCACUUUCCCUGCUUUGUGGGAUCCAGGCCUGGGGUUUUCUCUUGCACCAGUAUUGGCUGGAGUGAAGUAGAUCUGGAGCUGCAGGAAUUGGGAUUGGACAGGAGCUGCAGCCUCACCUUCACUGAGGGCAGCAGGGAUGGAGGAUGGAGCUUUUAACUCCAUGUUGAUUUUACCUAAACCCUAAAUCUUUGGAUCCUGGUUUUAUUUUUGAGGGGAGGGGUUUUUCUUGUUGUUGUUUUUGUUUUUUAACCAGGCUGCUACAUAACAAGUUCAAGUUUACCUCUCGUGGCAGUAAAGUUCGUUUAUUUUGUUCUUCUUUCUGUCUUUAAUCUUCCCCUUUCUCGCCCUUCUUGGUUUUUAUUUCAUUUGGUCUCUUGUUUUAUCCCAAAGUGGACCAACAGCACAAACCACUGGACUGUGUUUUGCUGAGCAAGGAGCUGUUGAAGAACUCUUGCAGACUCUUUAAUUCUCUGGGUUUGGUGUACACGACUUCAAACCACACAGGAAAAAACAAAAACAAACCAAAACCAACCAAACCCUGCGAAAUCAAACCUGUUGUUCUCGUGAUGAUUAAGUGAGAAUGUUCUCUGUAUGCAUUUUUCUAACUGCUCUGUGAGAGUGUCAAUUAUGCAUUUCACUGCACUUCCCUGCUUUGGGAGGAGCUUCCACGUGAAGCAGUUUUGGGAUGAAGAGGGGACACCAAACACCAAGCUCAGCUCAGUGGGAAGGAGCUCUUCCCACCACGGGAGAGGCCUCAGUGCUCAGAAGCAAUCAGGUUAGACAGGGAUUUUCUGCAGAAAUCAUGGUGAAAAAGAACAAGCAGAAGAGGGGAAACAAAAUCAUUUUGAAUUAAAAAAAAAAAAAAUCAACAUAUUUAAAUGCAAGCAGAAUGGCAUUGUGUAAGGUACAACCACAAAUAAGCUGUUCUCAUUGUUACAACUGUGUGUAUCCUUUGUUUUGUUCUUCCUAAGGAAAUGGGAAUGCUUUCCCCACUGGCAAAACUAAGGACAAUAUUUCCAAUACCAGCCUGUCUAUGGAUGCUCUUGUGUUUACAAAUUGUGUACACUUUUAUUUCUUUGAUCUUAUUUUAAUUUUUUUGCAUAUUCUUUCAGGUCAUUUGCUUCAGUCAUAAAUACAAUUGUUUUGUUUUCAAAUAAUUGGUUUUCACCUUUUCAUGUAUUUGUACAUUGUAUAUAGUUCUUCAGUAUUAGAGGGAGGCGUAUUGUUUGUCAUAUUUACAAUAUGUGUUGGUGCUCAUUUGAGAAAAUAAAAUUUUCAAGUACUAAAGCUG